Messenger RNA from Chelonus insularis, 1575 nucleotides. RefSeq names its product Ubiquinol-cytochrome c reductase core protein 1 (gene UQCR-C1). The record is from RefSeq and is a predicted model, not a curated record. Gene Ontology annotation, molecular function: metal ion binding; metalloendopeptidase activity. Gene Ontology annotation, cellular component: mitochondrion. The coding region runs from base 91 to 1524 and encodes 477 amino acids. The transcript has 4 exons. Lineage: Eukaryota; Metazoa; Arthropoda; Insecta; Hymenoptera; Braconidae.
ACUCAGUUCCCAAGCUCCCAUGAGAACCGAGCUUCUCUGAAUUCUGUUCUCUGUCAGCACGUAAUUCCGGAUCUCAGUUCGUCUACAAAAAUGGCGACUCGUCUGUUGAGGGUUGGUUCCAGUUUGCGAACUUUUUCAGAUAAAACAUCACUCAUUAAGGACCGCAAACAAUGGCGAUCUACAGCUGCAUCACUCAAGCAGAUUCUUAUAAAUCAACCACCAACCAAGACAACAAUCCUCGACAGCGGAAUGAGAGUUGCCAGUGAAGAUAGUGGAGCACCGACAGCCACAGUAGGCUUAUGGAUUGAUGCUGGCAGUCGUUGUGAAACAGAUGAAACUAAUGGAGUUGCUCAUUUCAUGGAGCACAUGGCUUUUAAAGGAACAGCUAAACGAUCGCAGACGGAUUUGGAGCUUGAAAUUGAAAACAUGGGUGCGCAUUUAAACGCUUAUACCAGUCGAGAACAGACAGUUUUUUACGCCAAAUGUCUGUCUCAAGACGUUCCAAAAGCUAUCGAAAUUCUCAGUGAUAUCAUCCAAAAUUCUAAACUUGGAGAAAAUGAAAUUGAGCGAGAACGGGGAGUAAUUCUGAGAGAAAUGCAAGAGGUCGAAACGAAUUUGCAAGAAGUUGUAUUCGAUCAUUUACAUUCAACUGCUUUUCAAGGAACACCUUUAGGUCGCACAAUUUUAGGACCAACAGAAAAUAUCAAGUCUAUUACACGAAAAGAUCUUGCUUAUUAUGUUAAAACACAUUAUGGACCUCCCAGGUUUGUUCUUGCUGGAGCUGGUGGUGUAGAUCAUAAUCAGCUAGUCGAACUUGCUGACAAACAUUUCGGUAAAAUGACAGGACCUCAUUAUGAUGAAAUUCCACCAGUAUUAGUACCUUGUCGAUACACUGGAUCAGAAAUUAGAGUCAGAGAUGAUUCAAUUCCUCUAGCUCACGUAGCUAUUGCUGUUGAAGGAGCUGGAUGGGCUAGUGCCGAUAAUAUUCCACUCAUGGUUGCUAAUACUUUAAUUGGCGCUUGGGAUCGUAGCCAAGGAGGUGGAACCAAUAAUGCUUCCAACCUUGCUCGAGCUUCAGCUGAAGAUGGACUUUGUCAUAACUAUCAGAGCUUCAACACUUGUUACCAAGAGACUGGACUAUGGGGAAUCUAUUUUGUUAGUGACCCUCUAGUAAUUGAUGAUAUGGUUUGGAAUAUUCAACAAGAAUGGAUGAAACUUUGCACAAGUGUGACAGAAAAAGAUGUUACCAGGGCUAAAAAUAUUUUAAAAACUAAUAUGCUUUUGCAACUUGAUGGAACCACCGCCAUUUGUGAAGAUAUUGGACGACAAAUGUUGUGUUAUAACAGGAGGAUUCCUCUUCACGAAUUGGAGGCGAGAAUAGAUAGCGUCACCGCAAAAACUGUACAAGACGUUGGAAUGAAAUACAUUUACGAUCAUUGUCCAGUAGUUGCUGGAGUUGGACCUGUAGAAAAUCUUCCAGAUUACAAUACAAUUCGUGCUGGAAUGUACUGGAUACGCGUUUAAAUAGUUUAAACCAUUUUUAAACUUAAAAUAAAUAAAUUAAUUAAAAUCUAA